This is a messenger RNA of Cyclospora cayetanensis, 1260 nucleotides long. RefSeq lists its product as uncharacterized. NCBI's taxonomy places the organism in Eukaryota, Apicomplexa, Conoidasida, Eucoccidiorida, Eimeriidae. The transcript has a single exon. The coding region runs from base 1 to 1260 and encodes 419 amino acids. The record is from RefSeq and is a predicted model, not a curated record.
AUGGCAACUUCUGCUAUGUGGGAGGAAGAAGACACGUGGGCUUCCUCACGCCUCAGCAGUGCGGAGCAGCAAAUAGCCGCCGUCACAGCAGCAGCCGCCACAGCAAUCGCGACGGCAGGUUCCCCUCUGCUGUCUCCCGCAGCAGUCUCUCCCAGCCACCCCGCCUUCCCCCCAAUAGGCGCUUCCUCAACAGCAGCGCAACAUGCAGCAGCAGCGCAACAUGCAGCAGCAGCGCAACAUGCAGCAGCUGCUCUGCAACAAGAAGAGGGCCUUCUGCUGGGAGACGACAGUCUUGCCGACCCUGUGGUGCGUCCUUGCACCGCUGCCACGGAAGAUCCUUCUUACGCCACAUCCAUCCGAAACUCCUCUGCUGCUAUUGCAGAAGCGGCAGCAGACUCUCUCCUCCUCGACGACUGGCGAGACGACGGACCAGACCCUAUCACAGCUGCAGAAGCAGCGGCAGCAGCAGAGACGCAUCCUUCAGACACGGAUCUCAGUGGCAGCCUGCUGGAUCGGGAAGAACCGCAGCAGCAGCAGCAAGCUCUACAAGAGAGGAUGCUUCGCAUGCAGUUGCAGAGCCAUGCUCAGCCGCAACAAAGUCAGGCCGCUGCUCCCGUUUGUACAUGCGGCGGUGAGAGGGCUUCUAUCACGCUGCAGCGGCUGUCUCGGAAUGUGGAGGAGGUUCGGCAGCAGCAGCAGCAGCAACAGCUGCUGCUGCAGCAGCUGCAGCAGCAGCAAGCAGCUUCUCACCAGCUGAUUAAGCAGCUACUUACCGCCAUCCAACACUCAGGACGUGGACACAUGGAGGCUGCUGCGACACCUGCAGCUGAAGCAGGCAGUAACGCGGAGCUGGGAAGAAGAGGCUACAGAAGAGGCCACAUUGUUUCUCCCCCCUGUUCCCCUGCUAAUGGCUGCCCGCACAGUGAUGUCUUGCAGCAGAAGCAGCAUCUGAUGCAGCAGCAGCAGAGGCUUGCAGACGAGCGGCGGCAGCAGGAGCUGCAGCACCAGUUCCUCAUGCAGCAGCAGCGGGAGCGCGAGCAGCAGCAGAGGGAACAAGAGCAGCGUCGGUUGUUAUUGCUGCAGCAGCAGCAGGAAGAAGAAAGACAGAGGCGAGAGGAGGAGCAACGCAAGAAGCGGGAGGCCCUUCAGCAAAAGCACCAGUCCCUUAUGUCAUCUUUGAUCAGAGGAGGGGGUCCAAGCACCAUUUUUGCAGAUUCUGAGCCUACCGGGGCGGCUAAAAGCAGCUUAUUCGACGACUAA